CGAGGGUCGACCCCGUCCGCGCGCGACGGAGGUUGUGAGGUACUUAAAUACUGUUGUGAAUGCUCGCCGGCCGUGGUGGUCGCUCAUUUGGCGAUUUGUGAGAACUCGAAGGAACUGCUCGUUCGUGACAGCUAAAGUGCGAUGCUCGGCUUUCGCUGAUCGGCAUAAUGGGGCGACGAAAAGCACCUGAGAAGAUUAUCAGGAAGCCAUUCAUUCUAACAAAAGAUGAGCCCGACUUGGUGCUGGAAGAUCUGCCUACGGAAAUGUUGUUCAGGAUUAUGAGGUUCCUAGCAAUUGAUGACCUCUAUGCAAUCCGAAUGGCCAGUCCCCGGCUGUACAGCGUCGCCGGGGCCGAGGUGCGACGAAGACACUUCCGCACCCUGAUGUACACCGACAAGAGUCUCCCGGCCGUCAUCGACGACGCCAAGCUGGCCUGGAUGGUGUCCAACAUGCCGCAGCUGCAGACCAUCAACCUGGGACGCGUGACGCCCGAGUGCCAGCCGCUCUCACUGGGCGUUAUAGGUCAGUGGGCGUUAUCGCUGGGCGUUAUCGCCGAACACUGCUCGUCUCUGAGACGGAUCGACUUCCGGCGGUUCCGGUUCACGAGAGGCCACUUCGAAAAGUUAAUUGCCAACUGCCCCAAUUUACUGAAGAGACAGUACGGCGUGCGAUUCCGGAUGUCUAUUUAUGAAGAGAUCGACGACUUUGAGCUGCAGACCUGCGUGAAGAUCACCAGGCCAGAACCGGAGGAACCAGUCACGUACCGGAGCAGGAAGGGUCGAGAAAGAAGCAGAAGAUCAGUAGAGGAGCCUGGAGCUCAACGUGAUUCGGUAUGAGAUGCAUUAAAUGUGGACAGUUGUGGCGUGGUUUAUUUUCAGCGGUG
Molecule: messenger RNA, 883 nt
Organism: Amphibalanus amphitrite
Lineage: Eukaryota; Metazoa; Arthropoda; Thecostraca; Balanomorpha; Balanidae
Exons: 5
Coding region: 168-836 (222 amino acids)
Molecular function (GO): protein binding
Source: RefSeq, a predicted model, not a curated record